Messenger RNA from Diatraea saccharalis (sugarcane borer), 1893 nucleotides. The record is from the annotation of a GenBank genome assembly. NCBI's taxonomy places the organism in Eukaryota, Metazoa, Arthropoda, Insecta, Lepidoptera, Crambidae.
AUGUUUUCCACAAAUCACAAAACCAUAUUUGUGCUUGAUCAUACGCCUUACUUUGGAAUUUCGUCAGAUUAUCCUAUAGAUUUUGAUACUUCUAAAAGUAGGGGGCCUGGAUAUGUUCCUCUACCACCGGUAUUUAAAUCGCUAUGGACUUGUAGUGUGGAAGCAGCGGUGGAAUACUGUAGGAUUGUAUGGGAUUUAUUCCCUGAAGGGAAAUUAGUUCGAUUUGUUGUAAGCGAUUCAGCUGCACAUAUAUUAAACACUUGGGCAACAACUCAACAAAACUUGACGCAUAUAUUAAAUGGUCUCUGCCUGGUUGGCCCAGUUAGACGUGGGGCUGGUGGAGAUGUUGUGGGAUUAGUAGCAGCCAUCGAGGCUCUAGCAGAACCUUCGACAUCACAAUCAGCAAGACCUGCUGGUGACAGACUUUUACAAAACCGAGGUCGUAUCAUAUGUAUAACCAGUGCGAGAGAUGAUGAUUCAAUAAGAAGUCUAGCAGGGAUUGCUCUCAACACGAUUAUACAACAGAAUAAAAAGGCUUCACAGGCUCAACCGCCUGCUAGCCCUGAAUCUUCUACAACCACUCAAUCGCUUGUCAUUCACUAUUGCCAUCUAGUAAUUAUAAAUGUCGCCCCUGAGAAAGCUGAUACAAGAGUAACAAAUCAACCAAUGACUGAGAUGGGCGGUGGAAUUAUGGGAGUAGAAGUAAUUGUUUCUAGAGCUAGUGCAUUAGCAAAUCUACUAGGGCGACUGGUGUUGCCACACUACAGGCUUGCUACUACUACUGUAACUGGUAUUCCUAUGAAGGAAGAACAAAACGCAAGCUCUAGUGCCAAUUAUGAUGUUGAAAUAAUUCAUUCGUUGGAUGCUCACGCGGGGUUGAGAGCGUCUCAAACAGCGGCUGAAGCUGCAGAAUCUGUGGUACUCCGUUGGUGGACGCCUCGGGGCGCGGAGGGGGGCGCGGGUGGGUGUACUGGACCUCUGUGGAGGGUGACGCCUGCUGACGUCGCCUCCAGACCCUCCGCUUGUCUCGUCAACUUUCUACUCAACGGAAGAUCUGUCACCUUAGAGGUGCCCAGAAAGGGUGGAGGUCGUUCAGCAUCUCAUGUACUAGCGGCGCAGGGCGGGGAAUUGUGGAUCGGUGCGUUGGGGGGUAGAACUACAUAUGACGAUCCCCCAGCAUUAUCAGAAGGUGCUGGUGGACGAGUAACGGACUAUAGGAUAAAAGAGUUCGGUGCACUGAUGCAACAGAAUCGUUUAGGUCCACUCCGUGGUACGGGGGCAAACGCUCGAGCGAGGGCUCGCUUACAACGGCACACUACUUAUUGGCCCCUCACCAUAUCAUCAACGCUCAUAUUUAACUUGGGAUCCGUAAUGGAGCCAUUGACUAGGUUAGUAGUGCAAGAGUCCCUUACUGAUGAAGAAGUAGACACGUGCAGAGGUGUGCUUCUCUCGUUGCUGGGCAUGGAAUCGCGACACGAGUUUCCUACGGCACAGCUACCAUCUAAUAUGAGGGGAAAAUCGAGUGGUCGCCGCGAAGAACUCUGGCGGCAAGUGUGGGGGGAACUAGAAGCCUUGAUACGUGCACAUUCCGCUUCGCCUGCGCAUCGAGCGUUACUGCGUGUGUUAUUAGAAUGUCGCGCCCACAACAACCAUACAUCUGACAGUGAAUCUCGAGCGAGUGUGAUUCGUGCGACAACAGAUUCUCCCCUAUCGCCAGUGGGUGCUGGCAACGGGCAAUCUGGUGAUGUGUGGACCCCCAGGAAUGUUCUAGACGCCCUCCUAGCGGGACCUAGACCUUCCAGAAGGCCGGACUUCGCGGGGAGAAUGGCGGCCGGAAAUAGACCGGCGGUAUUGUAUCAGCAUUUGCAGCAAGAUGUCGAAGCUCAGCAUUAA